Antechinus flavipes (yellow-footed antechinus) is the source of this 8555-nucleotide messenger RNA. RefSeq names its product sprouty RTK signaling antagonist 3 (gene SPRY3). Bases 467 to 1330 code for a protein of 287 amino acids. The transcript has 2 exons. Gene Ontology annotation, biological process: negative regulation of Ras protein signal transduction; multicellular organism development; negative regulation of fibroblast growth factor receptor signaling pathway. The record is from RefSeq and is a predicted model, not a curated record. Lineage: Eukaryota; Metazoa; Chordata; Mammalia; Dasyuromorphia; Dasyuridae. Gene Ontology annotation, cellular component: membrane; cytosol.
CCCAGCAGCCCCAGCAGCAGCAGCAGCAGCAGGAGGAGGAGGAGGAGGGAAUUUGCCCUGACUGGCUUUCUUUGGGGAAUAUGUGCCCCCUUGAUUUAUAUCUGUAUGUAAAACCUAUACAAAGUAUCUGCCAGUAACAGGUCUCGAAAUUUUUUUUUCCCCUCCCACUCUGCUGUGUCAGAGGAACGCAGACAGAAGUACCUCUGUUUCGGGCUCCACGGCUGGAGGAGGAGUUUUCAUUCAGACUUUCUGAAGAGGUGGAGAUACUGAGAGACUCACCAGAAAAAGGUCCCCUGAGCCAGCCUGGGGAUUCAGCCCUUUCCUGCUCCUGUUCGCCAUGGACCUGCCUUCCUCUCCAAGCUUUUCAGAUGUGCCCUGAUGCCUACAUAACUGCAAGCCCUCCCUCCUCUUUACCACCAGAGUGCCACUCUCACUCAUCUCCAAAGAAUUCAAGAGCCAAGACAACAUGGAUGCCCCAAUAACAGACGAUUUCCCUCAGACCCUGCCCAUUGAGCAACUCUGCUCCAUUCAUGUCAGCAAUGAGUAUGUGGAACGGCCCGCCAUCUGCCAACAGACCCUCUCCAGCUCUUCCCUCGUCCAGCAGGCUCACAAGUCCGAUUGGUCCCUGUCUACCAUACCCUCCGAUCUGCCUCGAAGCCUCAGCCAAUGCCACCAGCUUCAGCUGUUGCCACAGCAUCUGAGCCAACCCAGCCUUGCCAGCUCCAUAUCCCAUACCACCAUCACCUCCGACCAAAGGCUUCUGACCAGCAUCACUCCGUCCCCCUCGGAUCACUCCCUUAUCUGUACCCAGCCUCAAGCCGGGGCUUUGAAAAUAGAAGAGUCUCAGAAAGCCACAGCAGAGAAGCUGGCCCUCCACACCGGCGGGCACCUCUUCAUCUGUGAAGAGUGCGGCCGUUGCAAGUGCAUCCGCUGCACGGCCACUCGCACCCUGCCCUCCUGCUGGCUCUGCAAGCAGCGCUGCCUCUGCUCCCCAGAGAGCCUUCUCGACUACAGCACAUGCCUCUGCUGUGUCAAGGGUAUCUUUUACCACUGUUCCACUGACGACGAAGACAACUGCGCCGACGAGCCCUGCUCCUGUGGGCCCGGCUCCUGCUGUGCCCGUUGGGCAGCCAUGAGCCUCCUGUCGCUGGUCAUGCCUUGCUUGUGCUUGUACCCUCCGGCCCGAGGAUGCCUCAAGUUGUGCCAGCAGGGCUACGAUGGCCUGCGGAGGCCAGGCUGCCGAUGCAAGAGCCACACCAACACCGUUUGCAGGAAGAUCUCCUCUUCCAGUGGAGCCGCCUUCCCCAGGGCCACAGAGAAGCCAGUGUAAAUGCCUUGCAGCCUCCCCCCAGCCCCUUCUCUCCCCCUCACCCUUCACUCUGUAGGAAGGAAGGGUGGGGGUCAGAGAAACCAACCAGCCGGAACUCAAGGGCUCGCCCCCAUCAAUCCUGCCAUGCCGCGGGGCCGGCCGAGUGCAUCUUGAGUCCAAGGCAGCUUAAACUUCCCUCAUUGGCUCUCUGCACCCCCCCACUCCUCCCUUUGCCUUCCCACCCGUCCCCCACUUACCUCUCAACUUUUUCUGCCCCAAAGCAAAAAAUAAAUUAAAAAUCAGAUGAUCCAAAGACAUGGGACUUGCACAUUGAAGACAAAUUGAGCCAGCUUCUGGCCAUCCACCCAUGGCCUCCUCAGCACUGUGUGGCAAAUGGGAGGCUCCCUGACCUGGCCUUCUUCCACACCAGACUCAUUUCCCCAGUGCCUUCGGGGGCUUUCUCCAAAGAGUAACAUGAGGCCACACAGCAAGCAUCCAGGGAGUACUUAAUUUCAGUUUUCUUUCUUCCCCCAUCUUUGUCCUUGCCCUUCUCAUUCCUUCUCUUCAUCAUCUCCACUCCAUUCUCAUUCCCAUCUCGCCCCAUCAUCUUCUCCUUGUUUUCUCAUCCUCUCCUUCCUCCCUUCUUCCUCCCUCAUCUCCUCCCUACUCUUUCUUUUCCUGCCCCUCCCUCAUUCUCUCUCCAGCCCCCCUUCUCCCACAUCCCCUUUCCCAUCUCUCAUCUCUCUGUUCCCUUAUUCCUUCACCUGCCUCCACCUCAUUCUUCAUUCCUUCCCAUUCCCUAAUCCUCUCCCUUACUCCACUUCAUCCCUCAUCUCUUGCCUUUUCUUUUCUCACCUUACUCUCCCUCAUUCCCACUUCAUACUUCAUCCCUCUCAUCCACAUUUCCUGCCCCAUCUCUCAUCCCCUUUUAGUUUCCUCCUCCCUCAGUCUCUCCCUGCUCCCUCAUCUCCUCCCUUACCCAACCUGCUUCCCCAUCCCCUCCCUCUUCCUUUAUCCUUUUCCCCUCAUCGACUUUUCCAUCCCCUUCCUCGUCCCACGUUUCCUCUGCCACCCGGUCCGAUGCCCUCCCCCUUCCUCCCCCGUCUCCUCAUCAUCUCCCUGUCCCCUUCCCCACCUCUUCCUCGUGUGUCCUUCUUUCCCACCUUUUUCUCUAGCACCUUCCGGAGUGGGGUUUUCCCAAACGCCUUCCCUCUGCUUUUAUCCCCUUGCUGUGUUAUUACCCAGUCUUACAAAAACAAGAAGAAGAAGAAGAAGGUUUCAUGUGAUAUAUUAACCGAUAAGCCUGCCUGAAACCCAGAUGUGUGAGUGUGUGUGUGUGUCUAUGCACCGCACCCACCACACCCACACAUCUCAAGGCAUAUGGGAUCAGGAUCAAGUAAUCCAGGCUGGGUCAGCUGGAGUCUUGUCCUUUUCCCCCCAGACUGGAUGGCCUUGGGCAGUAAAGGGCAGAACACAUAGCCCUUCCCUAGACAGCGAUAGCCCUAAGACUGCAUGAUUCCCGUUCCGUGGAUGUAAUUAUAAACCAUCGAACUUAGGGCUGGAAAAGAAUCGAAAGAAAUGCGACCCAUUUGACAGACGAUUAAACAGAUCCCCAGAAAGGGGACGCGGCAUGCCCAAGGCCACACGGGACAACUGUAAUAGAGCUGGGAUGAGGCCACGGGUCUCCGUUUUCCCAGAUCGGUGCUCUUUCCUGGCACCACAUCAGGUAUCUUCUCACCUGAUCCCCCACUAGCAGGGGCAAAAUAGAGCCUCCGCUCAUCUACUGUUCAGGAACCAGGAAGAAGUGAGUCUAAUGUCUGUUGGAUUCUUAGCCACUUAUGAAGUGUUAAGUGUCACUCACGGGCAGCCCUAUUGGCAGGGCCAAGGUUGCAGCUCAUCGGUACUGUAGCUUAGGAGGAGCUAGCAUCACCGUUUGCCCUUUUCACUGACCAAAGGUGGCCUGUUAGAAGAUUGAAAACAAGGACCCCAAAAGGAGACCUCGCUAUGUCAUCUCUCCUAUGGUUCCCCAGACUGAUUUUGCCUCCCACCCAUGCCCCACGGCCUCUGCAGAGGCGCCGGUCAACGCACGUGGGAGCCCGGAACCAAAUUCCAAGGAACAAGAAAAGUUGCAGCUUCGAAAGUCCCGGGUCCCAGGUAUGUAACAUAAGGUGUACCUCCCUCUUUCCUAAAUUGAACUCAGUACGUCCAGGCUGAACUUCCUUACUUGGGAGAGAGACUCUGCCUCUAUGAUUCUCCAAUUGGUCAAGCUUACCCAUUGUGGAAGAACUUCAGGGACAGGCUCCUAGUGAGAGCUACUGAGAGGAGAAAUUCUCCAAUGCUGUAGCUUUCCUGUCUUAAUGGACCUGAAGUUCACAACUGGAUUCUGAGGUGGUCACCUACUCCAAAAAGAGGAGCCCCAGCUUGGUUCGCUGCUUACGUGUUCCAUCCAUACAGCUCAUGUUCUCCAAAGCGGGUAUGCGGGUGUGUGUUUCAGAUGGGGGGAGGGGGGGCGGGGCGGCGCCUUAUGUCGCGUCCGAGAAGAAGAAGAGGGGAAAAUUCACACAUCUUGCAUGAAUGUCAAAGACAGGAGAUGACCCAAGAGCACUAACAUUAUCUGAACUGCAGGUCUUCUUGGGUCAGCUCGAAUCUUCUGGAUCCAACAGGCAUGUACUGCCCAGCAGUCCCGCCCAACUCACUUGCUCCUCUCUGUGGAGAAUUGCUUUGAUCUAUUUUUGUAUAUAGAAACAUACUGGUAUGAUGGUUAGAAUGAUUGCUUUAAUAAUAUUAAUGAUAUUACUGUGAAUGGUGCCAUAUGCAAAGGUUUGCCUUCGUACAGAUAUGAACCCAAACAAGUAUCUAUAGCCUUCUCUGUUGCUUUUUAAUUCCUCCUUUGGAAGCCACUUGUUAUUCUCCUGAGCGUGCUUCGGAUCGACCUUCCACUAAAAGCUAGGACCAGCUCUCUGGAGCACAGAGUGUAGGGAGGAAAAGCUCCUCCUUUAUCUCUACUUUAAGCGUGCCUAGAGCUGAACUAUAUCAAGAUUUGUGGAUACUUGUGCAUUGUGCCUAAAGCUAAAGCUAUUCUAUGGGUGUUUGCUUAUUACUCCCAAAUCCUGUGCUGACAAUAGCCUUUUCCCUUAACUCCCUUUGACAUCCAUGAGUCCUCAUCCUGUAAUCUUCAUUAAGGCCAAUUGUUUCCCCCCCCCCAGUCACCAGCAAUGGGUCCCCCAACUCUGUCAUAUAACCAGAGAGUCCUUUCUCUUGGUGGACUUCAGAAUGGUCUAACACCAGCCUCCAGGAAGCUGAGAGGUUCCCAGAAUUCACUCUGCUGAUAAAGCAGGGCUUCCGUUUGGCUCCAGGUUGACUGGAUUUGAGCAGCAUCGGGUUCACCAUAGAUAGGUUCAGUGGGGAUUCUUGUGUGUGUGUAUAUAUCCUUCCCAUUAUGUACAGACAUGUAUCCAUAUCCAUAUAUAUGUAGAUAUAUGUGUGUAUGUGUAUAUACACACAUGUAUAUUUAAAAAACAAAAUUCUAAAUCCUUCAGGAAAGCUUGGUUUUCAUGAUGUUUCUACUUUGUGUCAUGUAUAGUAUAAACAGCCACCUUUAAUGAGUAUUUCUUGAUUCUAUCUAUGUAUAUAUCUAUCUAUGUAUAUAUAUCUAUAUAUAUAUUCUGUGUGUAUAUAUAUACACAUAUAUGCAAUCAGGCCAUUUUUUGACCUCUUACUCUCCUUGCUUUCUCCAUGUUGGUCCCUCGAUAUGGUUCACGUCAUUUGUGCUAAGGGUUUUCUUCAGGUUUUCCACACUAGCAUAGCUUUAGGAGUCUAGAAGAAGCCCUGGUACGGUGACAAAGCCAUAUGAACGACUCUCCCUUCUGCCAAUUCAGAUCUCCCUUCGCCCCAGACCACCAGGGAAAAGAGGACAUAGUCUAUUUAUUUGGGCAUAGAUAUACUCUAUCAUCUGGAAUUAAGCCCCAAGUCUCAGCCAAUCUUUCAUGAUUCUCUGAGUUUUCUAGGAUGUUAGCAGUACCAGCUCGUGCUACCCCUGCUCCCUCCCAAAGCAUGCCUGCCAUUAGCAGCAUGAUUUCAGAGUCUUUAUGGCAGAAGAAAACCUUACCCAUGUCACGGAUGGUUCCUAUAUUCUUUGUGGUGACUGUGUGGCAAUUAAAUCUGAUCACUGAAUCACUGGGAUAGCAAAGUAGCGUCUCUGUCGAACAGGAAACAGAAAAGGCCAGAAUGCCCUGUUCCCAUUCCAAUGAUCCAGGAUGCCCUGAACCAAUGGAAAAGGAGGGAUAAUAGCGCGGACAGGGAAGGAAAGAGUCCGGUCUGCCUCUGGCGACGAAGUUCGGGAGUACCUGAUGAUGACUGAUCCAGGUGUUAGUUAACCUGGCCAGCACUUUUAAGCUGGAUGCCGCUGGGGUUUAGCUAGUGUGAUCCCAUGGAAGUGCCUGGCACCCUCUUGUUUUUGUUUAGUGUCUAACCUUUUACAUUCUUCCCUCUUCCAUCUGGCAGGGUAUCCCUCUGUGGAUAUCCCUGAAAAGGUCUUAGCUGAUUGCGGAAGUUCUGACUGCUGGAACACAGCUGCUCAGGGUAGGAUUGAAAUGGUAACUUCAUCACCUGGGCCUAGACUGAGGUCAAAGCCUGAACAGGGAGGGGAAAAAGCCUGCAGAGCUUGGGAGAAGGCUUUGAGAGCGUUGCAGAGCCAGGAUGAGUUAUCAUUUUCAAUCCUUCAGAAAGCUAUCUUUUAGCUUGUCGAUGAAGUUAGCCGAGGGCAGUUUGGAGACUUGCAAGUGUUCCCAGCAUCAUAAGCCUGUGUGAUUCCAAGCUUUCUUUUACUCCAUGCCCUUCAUUAUAGAGCAGAAUGGCCAACAGGUGUGUGGAGCACAGACUACCCACUGAGGGCCUCUGAAGACUAUUAGAACUGAAGAUCAUUUAGUCCAGGUCCCUCCUUUUAGAGGAUGGGAAGCUAAGGCCCUGGGGGGUUGGAGGACUUGCCUAAUUUCCCAUGAUUUCAACCAACAAGGACUUCUUGAGACCCCUUCAGUGCCCAGCACUGUAUAAUGCCUAUCAAUCUAGACUGUGCUAUCACUGUACUAUCCUUUUCCUGCUUUUUGCAGGAAAGAAUUUGGUGACUCUGAUUAACUGGUGCUAAACAUACAAAUGAAAAUGAAUUUGUUCUUGCAAUCCAAGGACUAACCAAGUCUGAAAAGACCAUUCUUCAGAGGAAACAAAAACAGUUAUUACUUUGGCUAGCUUUUAGAAAAGUGUGUCUGCAUGCGCACACACACACACACACAUUUAUUAACUCAUGUUUUUAGGCUACGUCCACAUGCAAUCAAAACAAUUGGUCAAUGAAGUCAAGCCAACGAUUAAAUAGUCAAAGCGAUUUGGGUAUUGUGAGGACCCAACAACUUGUUGAUUACCUUGAGUUUUCCCAUUUCAUGCCAUUGUUGUGGCAUAUCUCCAUUCCCACUUCAUCGAGUAAGAACCUGGUACAUUUGUAAUUUAACUUUGAAGAGGCACAUCGAUUUUGUGUCGGCAUUAAGUUAAAGCAUCUUGACAAAACCUCCCAAAGUCAAUGGCCUGCAUGCGUUGUCCAGCUAAUGUCAAAUUUAAAUAAUUGGCAGAAUUAUUUCAUUCUUUGUCCAGAGAGGUCAACAUGUGAAAGCAGGACCAUUGAGGCUCUGGGAAAAUUUUAAACCAAGGUUCCAAUUUCUGUUGGUCUUUGUAGGGAGUGAGCAAAGAAGAAUCCUAAAAUCUAUUCCAUUUGAAGAAUGAAGCCCAAAAUAAAUUAUCCUCAUUGAAUCUCCAUGGGUCAAGCAGUCCACGUAGACUUUUCUACUUUUCCAAUUUCUUUUGGGAUUAACUUCUAAUAUCGUAUAGACUUCCCCAUGGGGACACGUUCCUUCUAGAGUGAUCAGAAAAAAAAAAAUCCUAUGUUGAUGUUGGGAUUGCUGUGUUGUGACUUCUUUUGUGAUAAAAAUAGUAUUGGACUGGGAGUCAUAAGACCCAAGUUCCAGGCCCAGCUCUGCUCCCAACUGGAUAUGUGAACAUCAUUUAACACCCUUAAAUGACCUCAUCUGAUCUGUAAACUUUGGAUAGUAAUGCUUGCCCUUCCUCAUAAGAAUGAACUGAGAGAGUGGUUGGGAAAGUGCUUUGAAAACUGUUGUGCCAUAGAAAUAGGAUUCUUCUGGUGUUUUGAUGUUAAUUCACGCGAGGUCAAAGGAUGACUCAAUUGGGGUCAGUCAUUCAUCCUCUGGCAUGUUAUAGAUACAGAUACAGAUAAAGGAACUGAGACCCAUGGAGGUCAAAUGACUUCCCGAGGUUCAUCCAAGUAGUAAGUGAUGAAGAUAGGAUUCAAAUCCAGCUCCUGAGUUUCCAAAUCCAGUUCUUGCUCAUUUCACUAAGGCCUGUAUGACUCCCCAAUGUCUGGUUGAAAAGUGAAAAUCAGUCAUUUCCCAAGAUAUUGUGGAACAUUUGAAAGAUCAACGUGAACCCCAACCAUCCAGACUGAUUGAGCUUUGGAGUGGCUUUGCUUUAGUGAUACAUAGAGAGGAUGGAGUUUGGAACUUGAAAGAGGUUUUUGGACUUCAUGAGUCCUGAACCAAGUGCACUCAUUGCCCUGAGGAAUGACUCUAGCCAUGGAGCCUAAAAUUUGUGUGCACAUAUGGACCCCAACCUCCACUCACUGACUAGAAAGAAAAUGAUAUUUGUAAUUCAUGCAGUAUCCAGCAUUGUCCACAACCUUAAGUUGUUCCUAAAUGCUAAAGAACUGGGAAAUGUUUGGAAACCCUCAUUCCUGGCCAAUGUAUUCUGCAAUUUCAUUCUUAUUUUUUGGGACUUCUGGAUUUCCUUGAAUGGCCCAUUUCCUUUCUCCCCCUCCCCAAGCAUUCAGAGGGUUGCCAUUGUUUCCUUGGUACAAAUGGCGUUCCAAAAAGUGUAUACAAUGGUCUUUAAUUCUUGGUCUUGUUUUAAGGUAUGAUAUGUAUUUGUAGUCUAUCACUCGUUUUGUCAAUGCUCUUUACCAUUCAUAUACAUUUAUUUUCAAAGUUCAUUGUAAAGAAAAAAAAUCUUUAUUUUCAAAAGCACCAUUUUGUGCAAUCUCUUUGCAAUGCUUAAAAAAAUGUCUGAACUAAAUAAUCCUAUAGGUGGUGUGACACAACACUAACAACAGCUAUUCAAUAAAGUUUUAUAUAUAUAUAUAUUUGCAUACUAUACAUAUGCAUAAUAUAUAUGUAUACAUAUACCACCACAA